CGUCCAGCGCAUAUGAUUGGUGAAUCUGCGGUUAAACUUUCCUCCUCAGAGCGAGAACUGUCCCGUCCCGUCAUUCCGCAUCAAUGUGACCCGAGCCCGCUGGAUUCCCCGUCAGGAAGAUGAGUUCGGGUCCAGCUCUAGAGCCCGCGCAACUUCUGAACUGGGUUUAUCUGUCGCUGCAGGAGUCGCGGAGCAAUGCCGCUUCUGACGCGCUCCCGGCAUCUGACGGGCACUACAGCCGCGGACCCGCGCCGGAGGAUGUGAACGCGCAUUUCAGCAGCGACAUCAUCAGCAGCUUCAUUUACGAGCGCAGAGAGACUCUGUGCAGCAGCGUAUAUCAGGGCUCGUCUCCCUACGGCUCUCUGAACGACAUCGUGGAGGGUCUGAGCUUACUGACGGACAGCUUCUCUGAGCUCUCGCUCGCCUCUGAACCCAGAAAACUGUACAAGAAGCCUCCAGCCAACUACCUGUGCCACCUGUGCUUCAACAAGGGCCACUACAUCAAAGACUGUCCGCAGGCUCGUCCUAAAGGAGAGGGUCUGACGCCGUAUCAGGGGAAGAAGAGGUGUUUCGGAGAGUACAAGUGUCCCAAAUGCAAGAGGAAGUGGAUGAGUGGAAACUCGUGGGCUAACAUGGGUCAGGAGUGCAUCAAAUGCCACAUCAACGUCUAUCCUCACAAACAGCGUCCUCUGGAGAAACCUGACGGCCUGGACGUGUCGGACCAGAGCAAAGAACAUCCUCAGCAUCUCUGCGAGAAGUGUAAGGUGCUCGGAUACUACUGCCGUCGAGUUCAGUGACCUCUGACCCCCGCACCCUCAUUCACCUCAUAACUGGUGCUGAAAUCUGAUUUAGCUGGACAAUAUUCACUGAUUCCUAUAUAUGUAGCUGUUAGUUGAUAUCAGGUUAGUUGCUGUGAUUGACAUGUGAAGUUUUCCUCUGGAGCUUUUAAUAAAACACAUUUCAGGGCAAUAAUUCACAGCAUCGAAUGGAUCUGAACUGAUGGAAACUCUUCAAAACUCAUUUAAUUUUGAUGCUUUUUAAAAACCAAUACUGAAUAUUAAACGAUGAUGAAGGUGACGUCAGUCAUCGAGUGACAGACGGACUCGAAGAAACAGCACUAAACAUCACAGAAUCAGCUCAUUAUAUACUUACUGAUGUUUGCGCUGCUGCUGAGCUCCCUCCAAAAUGAUGUCACUUCCUGUUGGGUGAUGUCAUCGAGGAACUGGAUUUUGUUAAAGUGAUUUUAUAUAUAUAAAACAGGAUGGAAAGUGAUAUUGAGGACAGGAAAACCUAUGAAAUGAUUAUUAAUUAAAACAAUAUUGUUGUGAAUAAGCGUUUCGAUUAGAAAAAUAAUGAAGAAACACCUGGAAUUUUUUUUGUUUUUUAUUGUUUGGGUUUUUUGAUAAUCAAUUGGGAUGUUGUGAUCAAUGAAAACUCCUCAUAAGAUUUGCAUUUUUUAAUUUUGGCUAAUAUUGUUCCUGUAUUAUGAUAAGAACAGGAUGGUCUUUCUCUUGUUCAGUGCUUUAAUAUCUAUGAAAUCUCAUUUUGAUGCUGGUUCUGUUUGAUAAUGUUGUUUUUGUUGAAUUUUUCAUCUUUAAUGAACUUUUGAUAGCUUAUUUUUUACACUUCACAAGUCGCUGAAGAACAUAUCGUGAUUUUAUGAAGCUUCGCUCAAGUGCCUGUUUAUGUGUAAAAUAUGAAUAAUAGUGACCGCAUGAGAUCAGAACAUUAACAGUAUUAAUAGGUCUGAAUGAAGUCUGUGCAUGUUUUCUU
Molecule: messenger RNA, 1773 nt
Organism: Megalobrama amblycephala (Wuchang bream)
Lineage: Eukaryota; Metazoa; Chordata; Actinopteri; Cypriniformes; Xenocyprididae
Product: zinc finger CCHC domain-containing protein 24-like
Exons: 4
Coding region: 120-797 (225 amino acids)
Molecular function (GO): nucleic acid binding; zinc ion binding
Source: RefSeq, a predicted model, not a curated record